Mugil cephalus (flathead mullet) is the source of this 2702-nucleotide messenger RNA. RefSeq names its product GTP binding protein 2b (gene gtpbp2b). The transcript is spliced from 12 exons. The coding region runs from base 175 to 2064 and encodes 629 amino acids. The record is from RefSeq and is a predicted model, not a curated record. NCBI's taxonomy places the organism in Eukaryota, Metazoa, Chordata, Actinopteri, Mugiliformes, Mugilidae. Gene Ontology annotation, molecular function: GTPase activity; GTP binding; translation elongation factor activity. Gene Ontology annotation, biological process: translational elongation.
CCUCCUCCACCUCCUCCUCCUCCUCCUCUGCAGGUUUCACGCGGACGCACCGUGUGCUCCAGCAGAUGUGAUGUUACAAACAAGAACACUACUGUUUUUGCUGGAUGUUGUGUCUGUGCCGUGAGGUGAGAGCUCCCACACAUCCUCCAGCUCCGCGCGGCCUCCGGCUCCAGGAUGGUGGAUCUGUCCGGAGGUGGCGCAGCGUCGCCCGGACUCAGCCGACACGGAGGACCGGGCUCCGGGAGCACCGGCAAGAAGACGACGAAAAAGUCUCGAACGAGAAGAGGCAAGCGAGGCAGGAGGAGGAGGAAUAAAAAGAACAGGAACAACAAAACACCGCCUCCAUAUUUACCGCCGGAGGCCGAAGAAGGAAACAUCGAAUAUAAGUUGAAGCUGGUGAACCCGACCCAGUAUCGCUUCGAGCAUCUGGCCACGCAGCUGAAGUGGCGUCUGCAGGAGGGACGCGGCGAGGCCGUCUACCAGAUCGGGGUGGAGGACAACGGCCUCCUGGUGGGACUGACGGAGGCCGACAUGAAGGCCUCGCUCCGGACCCUGAAGAGGAUGGCAGAGAAAGUCGGAGCCGACAUCACCCUCCUCAGAGAGAGGGAGGUGGACUACGACUCGGACAGAAACACUCGUAAGAUCGCAGAAGUCCUCGUCCGUAAAGUUCCUGAUGACCAGCAGUUUCUGGACCUCCGGGUGGCGGUGCUGGGGAACGUGGACUCGGGGAAGUCCACCCUGCUGGGCGUGCUGACGCAGGGGGAGCUGGACAACGGACGAGGCCGAGCUCGGCUGAACCUCUUCAGGCACCUGCACGAGAUCCAGACCGGACGCACGUCCAGCAUCAGCUUUGAGAUCCUGGGCUUCAACAGCAAAGGAGAGGUGGUGAACUACAGCGAGUCUCGUACGGCCGAGGAGAUCUGUGAGACGUCCUCCAAGAUGAUCACCUUCAUCGACCUGGCGGGACACCACAAGUACCUGAAGACCACCAUCUUCGGCCUCACCAGCUACUGCCCCGACUUCGCCAUGCUGGUGGUCAGCGCCAACACUGGCAUCGCCGGUACCACUCGGGAGCAUCUGGGCCUGGCCAUGGCGCUGAAGGUUCCCAUCUUUAUCGUGGUCAGUAAAGUGGACCUGUGUUCUCGCGGCACCGUGGAGCGAACGGUCCGACAGCUGGAGCGAGUCCUGAAGCAGCCGGGCUGCAACAAGGUUCCCAUGGUGGUGUCCAGCCCCGACGACGCCGUCACCGCCGCACAGCAGUUCACCCAGUCUGCAUGCAUCACACCCAUCUUCACCCUGUCCAGUGUCUCCGGUCAGAGUCUGGACCUGCUCAAGGUUUUCCUCAACAUCCUCCCUCCACUCAGCAACAGCAAAGAGCAGGAGGAGCUGAUGCAGCAGCUCACAGAGUUCCAGGUGGAUGAGAUCUACUCAGUUCCUGAUGUGGGGACGGUGGUGGGAGGAACUCUGUACAGUGGGGUGUGCAGGGAGGGCGAGCGGCUGGUGGUGGGUCCGACCGAUGAGGGUCGGUUCCUGCGCCUGAAGGUGGGCAGCAUCCAGAGGAACCGCUCGGCCUGCCGGGUGCUGAGGGCGGGUCAGGCCGCGACGCUGGCUCUGGGGAACUUCGACCGCUCGCUGCUACGUAAGGGCAUGGUGAUGGUCAGUCCCAAGAUGAACCCGACCAUCUGCUGCCAGUUUGAAGCCGCCAUCGUCCUGCUCUUCCACGCUAAGACGUUCCGUCGGGGCUCUCAGGUCACGGUGCACGUGGGCAACGUCCGGCAGACGGCCACCGUGGAGGGUCUUCACGGAAAGGACGAGCUCCGUACCGGAGAAAGGGCCGUGGUUCGUUUCCACUUCAUCAAACAUCCUGAGUAUCUGCGAGUCGGCGCCAAACUGCUCUUCAGGGAGGGGGUCACCAAAGGUAUCGGCCACGUCACCCGCCUGCUCCCCCCCUCCCAGAACCAGGACCAGAACCUGGACCAGAGCCAGAGCCAGAGCCAGAGCCAGAACCAGGACCAGAACCAGGACCAGGACCAGAACUUCCUCGUUCACCUGGAGAGACACUGAACAUUUAACGUGUCCAAACCGUGGAACCCGACCUCCUGGGGUCCAGGAGAGGACUCGUUAUUAGAUGUAAAGCAUUAACCCACAUGUCCAGCUCAGUCUCGUCCUCCCGAGGACACGUCCUUUAACUCUUACAUGGACACAUGUUAUAUUUACUGACAUAUAUCUAGGUCUCGGUUGCCAGCGUCCGUGUCGUCCUGAUAGAAGAAGCUUCCUGCUGAUAAACUAAAGACGUGCAUGAGUUCUACGCAGGUGACGUUUCUGACAUAAGUGUUGAAGUGGUUUAAGUUCUGAGCUUCUGUGCUGUUGUGAAGCUAAAUAUCGAAUGUACUUUUUCCAUCAUCCUGUUGUUGCAUCUGAGAGUUGGACUCAGCCGUUGGUCCUGGAGGGGGACGAGGACGUUUACAGGUUAAAGACCCCCUCCACAUAAUAAACUGAUCCAUUCAACAUGUCUGAAACAUCUUCCUUUAUGGUGUCGCUGAGGAGCAAAAGCAUUUAUUUAAUAAACCUGAUGGUGUCAGAUCUACUCCAGUAAACGAUCACGAAUCAGCUUCAUCACAGCUCAAACAAACAUGAUCCUGUUCAUCGUUCACACAAAUAAAGAUUACAAAACAACAAACAAAUACUAAAUAAAAGAAACA